AGUCACCUGAGAGUUGCCUAUAAAUUGGCAAUUGGCAUCCCAUCACAAACACACACAGUUCCAUAAAUUCAAGAAAAUAAAAAAUGGGAGCUCAAAAUUUCACAACCCCAACCUCAAAUUCACACAAUGCUCUCACAUUUCUCCUCCCAAUUCUCCUAUUGAUCUUCAUGCCAAACAUGCACACAACAUUGGCAACUUCUUCUUCUUCUCAGACCUACAAAACCUACGUCAAAACUGCCUGCAACACAACCACAUACCCACUCAUUUGCUACAAAUCUCUCUCCUCAUACGCCUCCAAAGUCAAAUCCGAUCCUCAUAAGCUUUGUACCUAUGCCCUCUCCGUUACCCUAAAAGCAGCAAAAAACGCCUCUUCUGUAGUUUCAAAGCUUUAUAAAAAUACAGGAUUAACCCCAUCCGAGAAAGGGGUGGUCAAGGAUUGUAUAGAGAAUAUUAAGGACUCCAUUGACGAGCUCAAACAGUCGGUGAGUUCCAUGAGCAAUUUGGGGGUUUCGGGUUCCGACGUGCAAUUACAAUUGGAUGAUAUAAAGACUUGGGUGAGCGCCGUCAUCACGGACGACGCUACUUGCACGGAUGGAUUUGAUGGUGUGAAGGUAAGCACCGCGGUUAAGACCGCCAUCAGGAACAGCAUUGUGAAUGCUGCUAGGUUGGCUAGCAAUGCUCUUUCUCUCAUAGACAGCCUCAUUUACUAGUUCAACCUAUACCCUUUGUAUUUCCUUGACUUUUUUUAUUUAUUAUUUUAUUUUACUUUGGUUGAUAUAGAAAGUUUACAGAUUUUAUAAUUUAUGUGUGUGUUUAAUGUAAUUAAAAGUUGUGUGAAAUGGUUUUGCGACAGUUGGAAGAGUGGUUUGUAUACUACUACUAGUAUAUGUAAUGUUGUACAACAGAGGGAGUUUUGAGCAAUUUGAUAACAAAUAAGCAAAGCCCCUUAGUCCCCCAUGUUGAUCAAAGAUCCCAUCUAUAGUAAUUGGCGAUCGACAGAACUUUUAUUCUAUAGUUGUCUUUUAACAUUUUUGUUUCCGGUGCAUAA
Prunus dulcis (almond) is the source of this 1048-nucleotide messenger RNA. Its product is annotated as pectinesterase inhibitor 4-like. The coding region runs from base 84 to 710 and encodes 208 amino acids. Gene Ontology annotation, molecular function: enzyme inhibitor activity. The transcript has a single exon. The record is from RefSeq and is a predicted model, not a curated record. Gene Ontology annotation, biological process: negative regulation of catalytic activity. Lineage: Eukaryota; Viridiplantae; Streptophyta; Magnoliopsida; Rosales; Rosaceae.